AUGGCUGCUUUUGCCUGUUCUCGACUCACCACACCCUUAGUUAUCAAUUUGGCUGGUGCAAUCUGUGAAAAAGCAUUAAAAGAAUAUUUUUCAGCCUUUAGCGAAGCACGAGGCUUGGGUAAGUUGGUACUAUCCUCAUUGCCGAAUAGAAUCAAAUUGCACAUGUUUAUUAACACUGUAGCAGUAAUUAAUUCUCUACAUCUACUUUUAUUCGGUAGCAUUGACGUGUUUGAACUACGACCAAAUGAAUCAAAUUAG
Messenger RNA from Echinococcus granulosus, 258 nucleotides. RefSeq lists its product as hypothetical. The coding region runs from base 1 to 258 and encodes 85 amino acids. The transcript has a single exon. The record is from RefSeq and is a predicted model, not a curated record. Lineage: Eukaryota; Metazoa; Platyhelminthes; Cestoda; Cyclophyllidea; Taeniidae.